Messenger RNA from Oenanthe melanoleuca, 633 nucleotides. It is a transcript of the gene COXFA4, whose product is annotated as NDUFA4 mitochondrial complex associated. The transcript has 4 exons. Bases 199 to 450 code for a protein of 83 amino acids. Lineage: Eukaryota; Metazoa; Chordata; Aves; Passeriformes; Muscicapidae. The record is from RefSeq and is a predicted model, not a curated record.
GCGCGGCGCGGCGGUGGGCGAGCAGGCGAACGCGGGAGCUGCUACAUCCGGGCUGCGGCGGCGGCACCUGCCGCGGCGGGGGCCUCGGUGACAUUGGGGCUCGGCGACUGAAGGAGGGGGCAGCGCUGCGGAGCCUGCACGGAGCGAGAUCUUCGCCUGCUCUCGCCGCCACCAAUCCGCCACCAGCAGCCCGGCGCCAUGGUGCUGGGCACUAUCCUCACCCACGCGAAGAAGCACCCGGCCUUGAUCCCUCUGUUUGUGAUUAUUGGAUCUGGAGGUGUUGGUGCAGGCCUGUAUCUGAUGCGUUUGGCCAUGUUCAACCCUGAUGUCAGCUGGGACAAGAAAAAUAACCCAGAACCUUGGAACAAAAUGUCUCCCAGUGACCAAUACAAGUUUGUCUCCAUUAAUAUGGACUACAGCAGACUCAAAAAGGAUCGUCCUGACUUCUAAAAACACACUCAUGUCCAUAAGUUGCACAGAAAGGUCUUCCAUAAGCCAUCCGCACAAGUGUCGUGCUUGAUCAUCCAGGAAACAAUCAAAUCUGCCUCACACAGCACUAGAUCGUGUUUGAAACUGUUUUGACAAGGCUUAAUAAACGUUUAAAACUUGGCUUAAUAAACGUUUAAAACUUGA